This is a messenger RNA of Diaporthe amygdali, 2436 nucleotides long. RefSeq lists its product as uncharacterized. The transcript has 3 exons. Bases 1 to 2436 code for a protein of 811 amino acids. Gene Ontology annotation, molecular function: hydrolase activity. The record is from RefSeq and is a predicted model, not a curated record. Lineage: Eukaryota; Fungi; Ascomycota; Sordariomycetes; Diaporthales; Diaporthaceae.
AUGGCCGAUCCUUCGUCCACCUCGCCUGCAAAGGUGGUGGAUAUUCACACCCACAUGUAUCCUCCUUCCUAUGUCCAGAUCCUCGAGUCACGGUCCACCAUCCCUCUGGUCCGGAAAUUCGCCAGCUCGCCGGACCCGCGCUUGAUCCUGCUCGAGGCCGAGGUGCCGUCCCUCACCGGCGCCGAUGAUGCGUCGGCCAAACCUCCGGGGCGGCCCCUGACCAAGCACUACUCCUCACUGGCGCAGAAACUACACUUCAUGGACACUCACAAAAUCGACAUCUCAGUCAUCUCACUCGCAAACCCAUGGCUGGACUUCCUGGAGCCAUCGGAAGCGGGCCCCUUUGCGGCCUCCGUGAACAAGGAGUUUAGUGACAUGUGUGCUGCCCACCCCGGACGGCUGUUCUUCUUCGGCACACUCCCCCUAACCGCACCUCUGUCCACCAUACAGGAAUCCAUCACACAACUAAAGGGGCUCGACUACUGUCGCGGCGUGAUCCUGGGCACCUCAGGCCUAGGCAAAGGGCUGGACGACCCCAACCUCGUGCCCAUCUUCCAGGCCCUCGCCGACGCGGGGCUGACCAUCUUCCUGCACCCGCACUACGGCCUGCCAAACGAGGUCUGGGGCCCUCGCGCCUCGGAGGAGUACGGCCACGUCCUGCCGCUGGCGCUUGGCUUCCCGAUGGAAACGACCAUCGCGGUGGCUCGCAUGUACCUGGCGGGCGUGUUCGACGCGGUGCCCAAGCUGCAGAUGAUCCUGGCGCACAGCGGCGGGACGCUGCCCUUCCUCGCGGGCAGGAUCGAGAGCUGCGUGCUGCACGACGGGCACUUGGUGCGCGAGGGCAAGGUCACGCCCCAGAGGCGGACGGUGUGGGACGUGCUCAGGAGCCAGGUGUACCUGGACGCGGUCAUCUACAGCGAGGUGGGCCUCAACGCCGCCAUCGAGGCGAGCGGUGGGGCGGACAGGCUGAUGUUCGGGACGGACCACCCUUUCUUCCCGCCGCUGGGCACGGAUGAGGACGGCGAGUGGGAGAGCGUGGGCAUGAAUGCUGAGGCUGUGAACAAGGCGUUGGGUGAAGGUUCGGAGAAGGCGAAGGGGGUCAUGGGCGAGAAUGCUGGGGGUGAGGAGACCUUCGGCUACAAAUAUGCCUUCACCCAGCAUCUCCGCGACCUAGUCGCCGAGCGCCUUCCCAAGCUCGACGUCCAGGUGCUGGUGUACCCCAAGUACGAGACGCGCGGCGACCUGGCGGACUGCGUGUCGCGGUUCCGCGACUGGCUGCAGGAGAAGGUGAUCGACAUCGAGGUGGGCAAGGGCACGCCGUCGCCGACCGUCGAGCCGUCGGUGCGGGUGGUCCUGUGCGGGCACUCGAUGGGCGGCAUCGUAGCCGCCGAGACCGUCAUCGCCCUGACCAGCGAGCGCGUCAUCCCGCCGUCGUCGGCGUCGGGCGGCUCCGGCGACGGCAACCACACCGCCGCCCCCGCCGAGGCCGACCGCAUCGACCUCAACGGCCUCAUGUUCCCCUACGUCCAGGGCGUCCUCAGCUUCGACACCCCCUACCUCGGCAUCAGCCCCGGCGUCGUCGCCCACGGCGCCGAGACCCACUACAGCACCGCCAGCGCCGCCUUCUCCCAGCUGAGCACCCUGACCGGCCUGUGGGGCGCGAAGAGCGCCGCCGACCAGGGCAAGGACGCCCAGGCGCAGCGGGGCCAGGAGAAGAAGCCCGUCGCCGCGCUGCCGGCGCCCAGCGGAGCCGGGAACACCGGCAAGGCCAACGAGUCGUCGUCGACGUGGGGCAGCUGGGGCAAGAUGGCCCUAUACGCGGGGGCGGGCGCGGCGCUCGCCGGCAGCGCCGCGGCGGCGUACCUCAAGCGCGACCAGCUGACCGAGGGCUGGACGUGGGUGUCGUCGCACCUCGAGUUCGUGGGCUGUCUCGCGCGUGGGGAGGAGCUGCGGCGGCGCGUGGCAUACAUGGCGCGCGUGCAGAAUGAGCUGGGCGUCGGCUUCGGCGUCCUGUACACACGCCUCGGCAAGGGCGCCACCGCCCUGCAGCAGCAGGUCGCGGGCAUCGGCGGCACGAACAUGGUUGGCACCGUGCUGGGCAGCCAGAGGACGUUCUGCAACCUGCCGAGCAAGCGCAACGGGCCCGAGAAGCUGGGCGUGUGGGAGGAGGCGGUCAACGAGCAGGCCGGGGACGAAACAUCGGCGCAUAUGGCGAUGUUUGAGCCAAAGGAGAACCCCGGUUACGAUAAGCUUUCUCAAAACGCGGCGGAGCUCAUCGCGAAAUGGUCGGCGAAUGAUUGGUAUGAAAGCAGCACGGAGGGAGAGAUUUCACAGGAUAAAGACACGACGCCAGACUCGGCCUCGGACAGAGAUGUGGCUGAGGAUGAGGAUAUCACCGCGAAGGGAGAGGUUGUGCAGUACGCGCCACCGUCUUGA